Molecule: messenger RNA, 510 nt
Organism: Ceutorhynchus assimilis (cabbage seed weevil)
Lineage: Eukaryota; Metazoa; Arthropoda; Insecta; Coleoptera; Curculionidae
Source: the annotation of a GenBank genome assembly
AUGCCUCAUCCAGGCAUUAGAGUGGCCACAAGUCCCACUUUUGACGGUCGCCUAGCGGAAAUCGACCAAGAAUUCAAAGACAACCUAAAAGUCUUAGUCCCAAUGAUUUUAAGCCCCGAAAAUUUAGUCUUAAAAAAAAUCAAUGGGGAAAAAGUCAAGGUGUGUGACUUUGUACAGUAUUGCAAGUCUUAUAUGCAAAUUUAUGAAGGCAAUGAGCUUCCUGAGCCUAAAUCCAUGCUCGUUGCCACUGCUGAAGCUAAUAAUCUUGCCGCUAUGGCGGAUGCGAAAGAUGUUUAUGUCCAGCUAAUGGAGGAUGUUUGCGGUGGGGCCAAGCCUUAUUUGAAAACGGAAACUAUGGACGUUGAGCAUAAGAGGGUCAAGGAUAAAGCGAUUGAGCAGUUUGAGAAAAAGAAGAAGAUGGGAGGAGACGAGUUCAGUGCUGUGUACAAGGAACAAUUAGAAAAGGUAACACUUGACUUAUUUUUAAAAAAAUUGCAUAUUUUAGUAUGA